AUAAGUGAGUUCUGGGGACCUCGCCCACAGCUAUCAGGUACCAUCUUGGUCCUUCCGGAAGGCUGGAGGGGCGUGCCUUUGGUGCGUCCUGGCCGAGAGCAUGGAAGACACCCAGACUAUUAACUGGGAUGCUGAAGAAGAGGAGGAGACAGAGCAAUCCAGAGGAUCCUUGGGGCAUAGCUCGGAACCUGUGGGGCAACUGAGAAUUUUCAGUGGCACGCAUGGACCAGAAAAAGAUUUUCCACUAUAUCUUGGGAAGAAUAUGGUAGGCCGAAGCCCUGAGUGUGCAGUGACCCUGCCCUUUCCAUCCAUCUCCAAACAACAUGCAGUGAUUGAAAUUUUGGCCUGGAACAAAGCACCCAUCCUUCAGGAUUGUGGAAGCCUCAAUGGUACUCAAAUCCUGAGGCCACCUAAAGCCUUGAGCCCUGGAGUGAGUCAUCGUCUGAGGGACAAGGAAUUGAUUCUGUUUGCUGACUUUCCCUGCCAGUACCAUCGCCUGGAUGUCCCUCAACCCGUUGUUUCCCAGGGCCCUCUAACAGUAGAAGAGACCCCCCGGGUACAGGGAGGAACUCAGCCCUCUCGGCUUUUGGUUGAGGACUCAGAGGAGGAAGUAGAUUUUGUUUCUGAAAGGUGUGUUACGAAAGAAUCAGCGACCACAUCCUCCCCUUUGCCAACAGUGGUUCCAGAAAGUGAUGAAGAAGGGCCUUCUCCAGCCCCUGGUGGUUCUGGGACAUCUUUUCCCUUCAACUUGGACAGUGACACAGAUGAGGAAAAAGACCAACAACCAGCAACAGUGGAGACUGCUUUAUCUUCAAGGAAAGAUACCACUGCAGAGGCAGAGCAGCCUGAAGCCAGUGGAGUUCCGACUACUGUCAGACUAGUAAAGGCUCAAUCUUCAGUGGAGAAUGACCAGGGCACAAAAAUUAAGAAUGUGGGAAAUGGAGAGAUUCUGAAGAGGAGCCAGCCUCCUGAGGACAGUGACACAGAUGUGGAUGAAGAAGACAGAUCUCCUGGCAGGGCAGCUGAUGUCCAUUUGGAAAGGGCUCAGACUUCUGGCUUUGUGGAUAGUGAUACUGAUAUGGAAGAAGAGGGAAUUCCUGCCACCCCCGUUGUUCCUAUGAAGAAGAGGCAAAUCUUCCAUGGAGUUGGUACAAAGGAUCCUGGAACACCUGGUGUGGCACAUGUGCAAGAGAGCCCAACUGGUAGUGAUACAGAUGUGGAGGAGGGCAAAGCUCCACUGGCUGUCCCUGCAGAGAGAAACCAAACUUCCGUUGUGAUCAACAGCGAUACAGAUGAUGAGGAAGAAGUCUCAGCAGCACUCACAUUGGCAUGUCUGAAAGAGAAUGGAUCUGUUCUAUGGGACAGAGGCACAGGCAUGGGAGCAGACAGAGAACAACCUGUAGUUCUUCAAGAGCAAAGCCACAUUGACUCUGGGAAAGACAGUGACACAGACAUGGAAGAAGAAUGGCUCCCAGUGGAAAAGAAGGAAACUGUCCCUAGUGGUCACACAGACAAGGGUGGGGCUCUUGUUAUAGCAGAUUCAGAAAAAGACCAACUUUCUUUUAGCAACAGCGAUGUAGGUGAGAAAACAGAUCUGAGCUCAUCUAGGAUUCACCUUCAGAGAAGCCAGAACUCCUCCUCUACUGUAAUGGGCAACAAUACAGAAAUGGAGGAAGAAGUCCCAUCAGGGCCAGUUGUUACAAAUCAGGAGCCUAGUGAGGGUACAAAUCAAAUAGAUGUGGAAGCAGGAGGGAGCCUAGCAAAGAUGCCUGUGGUUCCUCUAGAGGAAGAUGGACUUCCUGAUGAAAACUGGGAUACAAAUGUGAUAGAGGACCGGUCCUUAGUAGUAGCAGAUGUGAAAAAGAAUCAGCAUCUGGAAAAAGAAAAUCCUAGACCUGCAGAUGUCUUUGAGCAGGAGCAAGCUCUUGAGGUAGUCACCCAAAGUGGAACUCCUAUGACACAAGUGGAGCAGAUAUUAUUGCACCCAGUUAAGCCCACCCAAUCACAGAGAGAGGGAGCCCAGACCCCAACAGGAAGAGGGGAAAAAGCACAUAAGGGCAGGACCAAGGACUCCAAAGACAACUAUGAUGAUCCUGAAGAUCUGGACCUUCAGGCUACUCAGUGCUUUGUGGAGAGAGAGAAUCAGAGCGUGGAAGUAGUCCAGAGGAUGGAGGAUGAACCCACCCAGGCCUUCACAUGUACCCUACCCCAGGAGCCCAGCCCUUCUCAGACCCCAGGUGCCCCAGAUGAGCCUUGGGAAGUCUUGGCUACUCAGCCAUUCUGUCUGAGAGAGGUUGAGGUCUCUGAACCCCAGCCCACUGCUGCCCACUUUGAGGUUCACAGAUCUUGCCAAUCUCCAUCUAGGGCAGUAUCAAGAGACCAGCAUCCAGAGAACCCAGUUCACACAGAGCCAUUGGAGAUUGAAGGCAAAGGGAUGCAGACUGUGGAGAAAGUAAUGGACACACCAAAAGGAACAGCGGAGAGGGUGCAACCUGAGAAAUGGCUGUCAGAGAGGGAAAUCAAAGGAUGGCCAUCAGACAGUGAGAAAGAAGAUGUGACAGGGGAAAAAGAAUUAACUAGAGAGAUAGAGGAUAAAGAGCAAAACCAAAUGUUAGCUGGAGCUGUCCAAACACAAGAGUUUGACACAAAAGUGAAAAGUGUAAGUCCUAAAAGGGAUAGGGAAAGUUUGGCAUUAGAAAUGGAGACAUCCAAGGAAAUACAAGAAAACGAGAAGAAGGAGGCCCUUACAAGAGAAGUACUUGAGAGACAGGAAGAUAAACCAGUGCCAAAGAAAAAAUGCAAGCCAGCUGAGUUAGAAGUGAAUCUAGAUAGAGGGGAGGCAGACACUGGGAGCCAGAACCAGAAAGGGCAAGCCACCAGUCCAACACCGGAGUUUAGAGUGGAAGCAGGGCACCUUCAGGGACUUACUUCAGGCCCCAUAGUUUCUGAGAGCCAGCCAGGUGGCAGAAGGAGAGCCCUAGUGAAUCCCAGGAGGCAACAAAGAGGCCACUCCAAGCGCAAGAUGCCAGCUGCUAAGAAGGCUUCCAGGGGUGAACCAGAAUCCCCAGAUGCUUGUCUGCCUCUGUCUGAGGUUUCAGCCCCACCUCACAGUCCAGGAUAUCUUGCACCUCAGCCUUUUCUUCCUCCUUCUCCCUCUUCUUCUGAGGCACCCACUCUUAGCAAAAGGCACAGUGGGAGUCAGGAAGCUCCAGAAACUCCCUUGUCCUCAGAGUCUUUUCACCCAAAGCAUAUUGUUAGGCCUCGUCGGUCCUCUAGGACGACACCCUCUCCACUCUCUACUGCUCCUACCACUCCCAUAGACCAGCCCAUCCCCCCUGAGCCUACAUAUCAGGCAACCCGUACUAGGACACGUAGAACCUCUGUCAAGACCCCUGAACCAGUUGUCCCCAUAGCUCCUGAACUGCAGUCUUCCACCUCCACCAAGCCUGUGUCUCAUGCCACUCGGGGUAGGGCCCUUAGAUCCUCUGCCAAGACCCCUGGACCAGUUAUUCCCUCAGGCCUUGAACUCCAGUCUUGUAUCUCCACAGUCCAGCUUGUCACCCCCGAGCCUACCUCUCACACCACUCGAGGCAAGACACGUAGGUCGUCCAUCCAGACCUCUAGACCAGUUGUCCCCACGGGCCCUGAACUCCAGCCUUCCACCUCCACUGCUCAGCCUGUCACCCCCAAGACUACAUCUCAUACCACUCGAGGCAAGACACGCAGGUCCUCUGUCCAGACCCCUGGACCAGUUGCUCCCACAGGUCCUGAACUCCAGCCUUCCACUUCCACAGUCCAGCCUGUCACCCCUAAGACUGCAUCUGAAGCCACUCAAGAUAGGACACAUGGGUCCUUUGAUGAGACCCCUGAAACAGUUGUCUCCAUAGGCUCCAAACUCCUGCCUUCUCCCUCCACGGAGCAGCAUCCUGUCACCUCAGGGCCCACAUCUCGAGCCACUCGGGGUCGGAAAAAUAGGUCCUCUGUCAAAACCCCUGAGUCAGUUAUCCCCACAGACCCUGACCUCCAGCCUUCCACCUCUGUUGUCCAGACUGUCACUCCGAAGCCUACAUCUCGGACUACUAGGAGCAGGGCGUGUAAGUCUUCCAUUUUGACUUCUGAUCCUGAGCCCUUCACCUCCAUAGACCAGCCUGUCAUCCCUGAGACUAUAACUCAUAACAGGACUCUAAAUUUUUCAUCCGUAAGUGCUACCCCAGUUGUUGCCACCUCUGAAGUCCCUCCUGCCACUAUAGCCCAGCCUGUUCCCCUAGAGCCCAUGCCUCAAGCCAAUCGUAGCAGGAAACAGGAUGCUGGAAAACAUGGUUCUCUCACACCUGUUAACCUCAAGCCUUGCCCUGCACCCCCUGAAUCGAAGCCCGAGUCCUCAAAUAACCAAAGACCAGGUGCUGCAAGAGCAGUUGAAUCCUUUGGGACCAUUCCUGAGCCUGCCUCUCACCAGCUUCCUCAGGCACCUACUCAUGCGCCCCGGAACCAAAAGAUAAAAACAGAAAGUACAUCUGGGUUCACCCCAGAGCCUCUGCCUAAGUUUUCUCAAAUCCGCAAGAGGCCUUCUGCUACUGAGGGCUCACCACCACUCCAAAAACGGCCCCAGAAGACAGUGUUCCUCAAGGAAGAGGAAGAUACUGUGGAGGAGCCAGGGAAGGAAGAGGAUACAGUGAUCCCAGGACCAGGCAAGAGGAAGAGAGACCAGGCAGAGGAGGGGCCCAAAGGACCAAGCCGCAGCCUCAGACGGGCCAAACCUAGUCAAGGAUCAGCCCCCAAAGUACUCUUCACAGGAGUCGUGGAUGCUCGUGGGGAGCGGGCAGUGCUGGCACUUGGGGGGACUCUGGCCAACUCAGUGACAGAUGCUUCCCACCUGGUCACUGACCGAAUCCGCAGGACUGUCAAGUUCUUGUGUGCGCUGGGAAGGGGAAUCCCUAUCCUCUCUCUGGACUGGCUAUAUCAGUCUCGCAAGGCUGGUCACUUCUUGCCCCCAGAUGAGUAUCUGGUGACUGACCCUGAGCAGGAAAAGAAUUUUGGCUUCAGCCUUCGAGAUGCAUUGAGCCGGGCUCGGGAGCGAAGGCUGCUGGAGGGCUAUGAGAUUCAUGUGACCCCUGGAGUCCAGCCACCACCACCUCAGAUGGGAGAGAUCAUCAGCUGUUGUGGAGGCACGAUCCUGUCCAACAUGCCCCGGCUCUAUAAGCCUCAGAGAGUUGUGAUCACAUGCCCCGAGGAUUUCCCUCGUUGCUCCAUCCCAUGUCGGGUGGGGCUGCCCCUUCUCUCUUCUGAGUUCCUGCUGACUGGAGUUCUGAAGCAAGAAGCCAAGCCAGAAGAUUUUGUCCUUUCCAAUGCAGAAAUGUCAUCUACCUGAAAACCCUAGUACCUAGUAUCUUUUCCCUCCCAGCCCAGUAAAUAAAGUUCUAGAAGACAUAUGUUAAAAAGAACCAAGGGCUUUAGCAAGGACUUGGGUAAAUUGUUAUGUCUUGUCCUAGAAUAUAGAUGAAACCAGAAAGUUUAUGGGAAAACAGAAAGAUAGGGAAAUUUGGAACCAAAUGUAGAAUGGCCAUUCUGCCUAAAUUUGUAGCCAGAUAAUGAUGGUGUACAUCUGUAAUCUUGGCUACUCGAGAAGCAGAGGCAGGAGGAACCAGAGUUUGAGUUUGAGGCCAGCUCAAC
This is a messenger RNA of Dipodomys ordii (Ord's kangaroo rat), 5670 nucleotides long. RefSeq names its product mediator of DNA-damage checkpoint 1 (gene Mdc1). The record is from RefSeq and is a predicted model, not a curated record. Gene Ontology annotation, molecular function: protein binding. The coding region runs from base 101 to 5368 and encodes 1755 amino acids. Gene Ontology annotation, cellular component: nucleus. Lineage: Eukaryota; Metazoa; Chordata; Mammalia; Rodentia; Heteromyidae. Gene Ontology annotation, biological process: positive regulation of transcription initiation by RNA polymerase II. The transcript is spliced from 15 exons.